Molecule: messenger RNA, 4859 nt
Organism: Brassica rapa (field mustard)
Lineage: Eukaryota; Viridiplantae; Streptophyta; Magnoliopsida; Brassicales; Brassicaceae
Source: RefSeq, a predicted model, not a curated record
CUAACUAGUUACCUCUUCUUUAUGAAAAAACAGUAUUUCUUUUCAGUUUCUAUAAGUUACGUUAUAUUUCUACUCGUUUGGGGGUGUCUUAUUUCGGUUCAAGGGUUGGCUGGUCUCUUGGUAUCUAUAAUUAUGUUGUAGAAGAAUCUUUUCUUUUCUUAUGUGGUUUGAGGAAUAAUUAUGUAAUUUUUGGAUUAUUCCCCCUUUUGGUGAGGGUUAAAGGCUUGAGAAUCCAUGUAUCCUCAGCUAAGAUUAAGCUUUUAUAUGCUGACAAAAAAAAAGAUUAAGCUUUUAUAUGAUUCAUUUACGUACAUUUUACACUAGUGAAACCAUAUUCAAGUGACCUAAUUAAAAAGCCAAGAUAAGCAUAAAGCGAAAUUCUCAACUGCAGAAACCUGAAUCUAAAUUCACAUAUAUUAAAGCUAAAGAGGAGCAAACCAAAUAAACACAAACCAGAAACCACAAGAAAGAUGGGGACUAAAAUAAGAAAACAAUAGAUAUGGGACAGUUUCAAAAAAAAAACAAUAGAUAUGGAGUACAAUCGCAUAAAAAUCUCAUAUACUUUGGGGGAUUUUAAAUUCUUGAGAUCAAAUGAUAUCUCCACUACCAGAUUAAACUUUUGCAUGUUUCUCUGAACCAUUUUUACGUGUUACACUUUUACAUAUUUCUCUGAACCAUUUUUACGUGUUACAUUGAAAAUAGUUUCAUAAAAAUAAAAAACAAAAAUAAAAAGAAAAUAGUUUCAUAGGAGAUAGUUGACAAGAAAAAAUUAGAAAGACGAGGACUGAAAGAAAAAUAACAAUAAAUUUGGGGCACAAUCGCGUAAAGAUCUGAUACCUUAGGGGUUUUAGUGCUAUAAAGUAAGAGUUGCGAACCAAAACAUAAAUAACAUUGGAGGAGAGAGAGAGAACGGAGUAUUAAAGCUUAUCUUUUCCGACAAAAAAGGAGAAGAAUAAGGUUUUGUCGUUUUUAUCCCAAACUUGAGAAACUAGGGUUUGUGAUGGCUUCAGUAUGUAUGUCCCGUGGGAUCCUAAAUGUGUGAUACUGCAGGCUCUCACACUUUUAGGAUCCUUGAACCGUGGGAUCACUGACCCGUGGGAUCCUAAAUGUGUGAGAGCGUACAGUAUGUAUGUCCCUGGAAAAGAGCCCGAAGGUACGAAGCGUAUGUUGGAGAAGAUUCGUGGUAAACGUGACAUACGGAUCCACUAUCACACACAAGUCGAGGAGUGCCGUAUCAUCAACGACCAGAUCGUCAAGUCACAGGGCUUUGAUGUUGAUUUCUCUAAGCUACGUUACCUUUUCGAUUUCCAGCCUGCGUUUCUCGAUGAAGUCUAUCCACUCGGCAAACCAGAUACCGGCCGGGUCUGUUUCGGUAGACUGUCUGCGGAAGCCAUUGAGAUUUACAACAAAAAGAGAGGGGACUAAUUUUGAGUUUGUUGAGGUUGAGAAAGCUAAUAUUUACUCGAACAGCGGAGAGGUCUACUUCAUCACAUUUGUAGCCAAAGAUCCUCUUGACAAGAAGACGAAAGUGUUUCAAGCUAAGGUCAUUCAUGUGUUCUGUAGAGAGAUUGUACUCAGCUUCUGCAGGCUUAAACCCAAUCAACCAGUAACAUGUGAUGAUGAAGAGUCCAUUGCAAAGAAAGCGCCCAUUUCAAGUAAAAAGAAGAGAAAGCAUAGGUUGAAAAUUAAACCAGGUUGUAUUAAUUCAAACCUAAAAGGUGAUGGUUUGGGCCUCGGUGAUAAGCAAGCAGCCCAGCCCAAGAGCAAAGAACAACGGUCAUCAGAAGCUACUUAUGAAAACAGAGCAGAAGGAGAUGAGUACAAGCAAAGGAUGAUGAGUGAGCUUGCAAAUCGAUUCUUUGCCCUUGCUUCAUUUGACUUAUCAUGAUGAUGCCAUCUAUAUACUACAUCUAGGGUUUUAGGCUUUUCAUAUAAAUUAUAUGGAAUCCAUGGUGAUUGUAAGAACUCGAGAGAGUUGAAAGAAAUCAAGAAGAUGAAGAGUGAAUCUAUUAUGAUCGUAUUCAACUUAUGUUGGCAGUAACAUGUGAUGAUGAAGAUUCCAUUGCGACGAACUCGUCCAUUACAAAAAAGAAAGAAAGAAAGAAAGGUAUAACUAACUAGUUAUCUGAUAAGUACGAAGAUCGAUACUCAAUACAACACACUCUUUAUUACUCUAACAACGAUCAAUUACAAGAUAGCUUGAGACUUGACUCAAUCUAGACUCUCAUGUGAGUGCGUUUUGAAUCUCCAAACUCAUAUGAUCGGGUCUAGACUAAUAUGUCUACCAAUUACAACAUCAAGCAUAACCUAUUCCUCAAUCAGGCUCUCUACUUAUAAUACGUCUUCUUCCUGUUGCAGAUUAAAGGCAAAGCCUCUCAACCAUCCCGAGUCUUUCCUUUGCUUUAGUCCUUCCAGGUCAUCCUCAGCACUAGCCAUGUCAGCAUAUUGAUAGAUGAUACGUAUCAUUAUCUCUACAUUAUGACAAGAGAAUCUUUCUUUUGUCGUUCAUUACAUAUAUUAAAUAUCCACUAGUUUGUUGAUUUUGGUCUUCAGUUUUCUACCAGAGUUGAAAAUUAAACCAGGGUGUUGAAGGGCUCUCUUACUUCGGUGCAAGGGUAUCUCGUCUCUUAGUCUCCCUACUUAUGUUGUGCUGCUAACCAUUCCUUUUGUUAUGAGUUUGUGGAAUAAUUAAAGGCUUCAGAAUUCCAUGCAUCAGAUGAUACUCCGAUUAAACUUUUACUCCCUCCGUUUUUUAAUAUAAGUCGUUUUAAAGCUAUGCACAUAGAUUAAGAAAAUCAUUAACUUCUUAUAUUUUCGGAACAAAAACAUCAUUAACCAUUUACCUAACCACAAUUCAACCAAUAGAAAAAUAGAAAAUAUAUUAUCAUUGGUCGGACAACAUUAAUUAUUAAUAAAUGUUACAUAGAAAACCAAAAACGACAUAUAAUUUGGAACAAAAAAUUUUCUAUAAAACGACUUAUAUUGAAAAACAGAGGGAGUAUAUGUUUCAUAACAGUAAAACCAUAUUCAAGUGUCUUUAAGGCCACAUAUAUUGUCUUAGAACUUGGAACCAUUUCUAUUGUUAUGAAGUAGAAGAAUAAUUACGUAAUAAUUGGAUUGCUCCCCUUUUGGGGAAGUUAAAGACUUGAGAAUUCCAUGUAUCCUCAACUAGGAUUAAACUUUUAUAUCUUUCAUUUGCACUAGUGAAACCGUAUUCAAGUGUCCUAAAAAGCUACGAUACAUCAAGCGAAACCGUCAACUGCAGAAACCUGAGCCGAAAUUCACAUAUAUUAAAAUGUUUUUAAGGUGCAGCCCGUGUUAUAAAAAAAAAGGAGCAGCCCAGAUAAACACAAAACCAUAAACUACAAGAAAGAUGAGGAUUAAAAUAAGAAAACAAUAGAUAUAGGAUACACUCGCAUAAAAAUCUGACAAACUUUGGGAGCUUUAGUGUUAUCAACUGAAAUCUGCUUUUAAAUUCUUGAGAUUUUCAUGUAUCAAAUGAUGUCCUCUCAGAUUAUACCUUUUUUUCUCAGAUUAUACUUUUAUAUGUUUUCUGAGCUAUUUUUACGUGUCACACUUUUAUAUGUUUCUCUGAACAAUUUACGCGUUGCACUGUUACUUUAAUGUGAACCUUUUAGGUGGCGUGUAGUUAUACUUUCUGUUUGAAACAUUUUUACUGGCAACCAAACAUCUCAAAAAUGUUGUUGUCUGUUUCGUAUUUUGUGUAUUAUCAAUCUUGUUAUUUUAUCGAUUAUAAAAUAACACUUUAUAAUUACUUUUUUUUUAUCAAACUACAAUAACACUUUAUAAUUAUAUACAUGUAUAUCAAAGAAGUUAUCUUUCCUGGACUUCUACCUCGGCAAAAAUAUUAUGAUUUCCUGACACGAGUCUGCCAACGGAGAGGUGUUUAGGAGUGCAGGUAUCGUACAUGGCAUAUGGCAUUGACUGUAAUAUAUAAUUUUAAAAAUCGUAAUAUAUAAUUUAUAUUCAAAUUUUAUUUAUUUUAAUAUAAUUAUAAAAUUCUUAAAGGCAUUUGAUUAAAUUCAAAGGGCUUUUUUUGUAAGAUUCAAAAGUUAUAAGCAGGUCAAUCAAUAAUGUCAGAUUACGCAUGGUCUCACUCUAGUACCAUUGAAGUAAAUAUUUCCAAAAUUUUCACCGAAAAGGAAAUUUACCAGCAAGAAAACUUUAUGCUCCUACUUUCUAAUUUGAUGAUGAUAUCGGGCUUCGGUUAAACCCAAGGGAGAUACAGAAUCAAGAGAUAUCGUGAUAGAGUGAGAGAGAUAAGUCUCGCUUGAAGAGCUGAUUGAGACGUCGGAGAGGAUCUCUGCAGAGUAGGAUUCUAGGCGCCCUUGGUAGUCUGUCGUCAGUUACUGAGAGAGUCAAGAGAGAUAUAUCAUCGAUUUGAUGGAGACAAGAGGAGUUUUGGGUUAGUUGGGUCUUUUAGCUUAGGGGUUUAUGUUAAGUUAUGCUUUGGUCCUUUUGGAGUGUUAACGAAUAUCCAAAGCGAAUUAGAAGGUAUUAAGGUCAACCAAAUAAUUAUGAAUAUUAAAACGAUUUUGAUAUUUGAUAUCUAUAAUAUCAGAACCAAAUGUGUAUAUUCAUAUAUAAAAACUGUGAUUUAAAAAAAAUGCUAGUUAUAUUUAAAAAUUAAAAUGAUAAAAUAUUUAAGAAUAAUUUAAAAUUAAAAUAUUUAUAUCUGGAAAAAUUAUCUAAAAGGAAUUUUAAAUAAACUAAAUCAUUCAAUAACCCAAAAUGUGUAAACCGAACCACCCAAAUUAUUUCCAAAAGUAUUCGAUUUAUAGUUUAAACUAAAUUGUUUAAGCUAAAUCAUUCAAUAACCCAAAAUGUUUAAACCGAAC